Messenger RNA from Naegleria lovaniensis, 1170 nucleotides. RefSeq lists its product as uncharacterized. Bases 1 to 1170 code for a protein of 389 amino acids. NCBI's taxonomy places the organism in Eukaryota, Heterolobosea, Eutetramitea, Acrasida, Naegleriidae. The transcript has a single exon. The record is from RefSeq and is a predicted model, not a curated record. Gene Ontology annotation, molecular function: protein binding.
AUGAAUCUUCUUCAUGAUCAUCAAGUGAUGGUUUCAAUCGUUCAACCUCCGAUUUUAUGCAACGAUGAAAAGAAGAAUUGUAAAUUUCUGAGCGAGGAUGAAUUGAACCAAUUAAUGAUUGCAUAUUGCGAGCGAUUGAUGAACGGAGUGGAUGGUAUGAGCAAAUUUAUAAAACAUCUCUCGGAAGAAACUAUGAAACCCAAUUGUUAUCGUGUUGAGGAUCAUGAUGGUAUUCACAGUGAAAUAAUUGAUGACAUGAAUGCUUUCGGAUUGGAUGACCUGUGGACUUUUUCAAUGAAUGAUAAUUCUGAUAGCGAGCCUGGCAUGUUGAACUCGUUAACUGAGCUGAGCGAUGAAAUUCUUCAAUUAAUUUUUCAAUUUGUGGAUAAUCGCACGCUUUUAUCAAUCAUGUUGAGUUGUUCCAUGCUGUAUGAAAUUGUGUCGCAGCCUCAACUUUGGAAAGACAAGUGUGAAAAUGAAGGACUGCUAUUGUACAACUAUUAUUUCAAAAAAAACACGAAUAGCAGUUCUUUCCAACAGGUCGACAUUUUCAAAAAAUUCUACACAAAUGUCAUCGCUAAGAAGACAGUAUUCGACGUGAAACAUUCGAAUGGGAAGUUUUUGACAUUUAAUCUAGCUUAUACUUCUAGUUUGACGUGUUUUUCACAUUUUGGUGUCAUUUAUAUUGACCCUUCUUUGUAUUUUGAAUUUAAUGUUUCCAAUGAUCAUUAUUCAUCACAACCCUCAUUAUUACCUCUCCUUGCUGACACUCUUUUCAAAUGUUACAAUGCAGGAUUGAAAAUGCUAUGGUUUCUAAUAGAUUUUGGUUCAUUACACGAUGAUGAACUUAAAAUCAAUCUUGUCAAGGAAGUAUUACACAACUCCUUACAAGUUGAAGUACAACGACUUUAUAAUCAGACAGGAUAUUUAGGUUCUCCAACGAUACUAGGCUCUAACACACGAACACUUCAGGGCAUUAUUGACCAUGACGAUGGAGGUACUAAUUUACUAACACACAUCCUUACAGAAAUUUCCAAACUUUCAAAUCUUACUCGAUCGAUUCGAAUGCAAAAUUACAAGAGAUCAAAACAAAAAACUGUCAAGAUUGUCAAUCAUUGGUCACCGUAUACAAAGUUGCCACCCAAGCAAUUAGAACUGAUUGAUCAUUAA